Spodoptera frugiperda (fall armyworm) is the source of this 3971-nucleotide messenger RNA. RefSeq lists its product as uncharacterized. The transcript has 20 exons. Bases 461 to 3514 code for a protein of 1017 amino acids. NCBI's taxonomy places the organism in Eukaryota, Metazoa, Arthropoda, Insecta, Lepidoptera, Noctuidae. Gene Ontology annotation, cellular component: cytoplasm. Gene Ontology annotation, molecular function: cysteine synthase activity; cystathionine beta-synthase activity. The record is from RefSeq and is a predicted model, not a curated record.
AUCACACGUUUUAGCUUAGUUCGCAGUCACGCGAUGAGAAUAUAUUUGACACCUGACCGUGUGACCAUAUUCUGUUACAUAAAAUGCGAUAACUGAAGUGCACGACUCCUUUGCAUUGUCCUUAGUCACAGUUAUACCGGUUUCCUUAACUGAUGAGUUGGUUUUCAUUUCUUUAAUAAUUUCUCAACCAAUAAUAGAUCCCGUUUGUAAAUCAAAGUUAAUAGGUAUUGUAUCAAUACCGCGAUACAUACUAAGGUAUACAUUGAUCUUCACGAUAAGAAAUACAAUUAUCGACGUUAUGAUUUGUGAUAAAAAAAUACAUUAUCGAACAUAAAUAUUGCUAUAAAUUGAAUCGUGCAUGCUCGCCUUUAUAAGUCCUAUUUAUAAACUUGCACUCAACAAGCGCUCGUAGACGAAGUGUUUUAGAAAUUUUGAAAAUUAACCGACCCGGAUUUUCAACAUGAACGUGAAACAUAAUGAGCCUGGAAAAGCAAUAUACAACAGCAUACUGGAGGUUAUCGGACACACGCCUUUGGUGAAAUUAAAUCGUAUACCAAAAGAUCAUGGAUUGCAAUGUCAAAUGUACGCAAAAUGCGAGUACAUCAACCCAGGUGGUUCGAUAAAGGACCGCAUUGCGCAUACGAUGAUUCAAGAAGCAGAAUAUGAAGGCAAAAUCCAUCCCGGCGUGACCAGGCUCGUGGAGCCCACCUCUGGGAAUACUGGCAUUGGAGUGUCUCUCGUAGCUGCGGUUAAGGGAUACAAGUGUACAAUUGUUACCCCCGAUAAGAACUCCGAUGAGAAAAUGAGCACGAUGAACUUGCUCGGUGCUGAGAUCAUCCAAACCCCAUCCAAUAUCCACCACCAGGAUCCCGGUAGCUUUAUGUCAGUCACCAGGCAGAUACUGGAAGAAGACCCGAAUGCUUAUUCUUUGGACCAGUAUUCAAACCGUUACAAUCCUUUGACGCACCACGAACAUACGGCAGUGGAAAUACUCGACGCCCUUGAAAAUGUGGACAUGUUUGUGAUGGGCACCGGUACUGGAGGGACGGUCACAGGCACAGGCAAGAAACUCAAGGAGAAGUGUCCCGGCUGCACCAUAGUCACUGUCGACCCUGCCGGUUCUAUCAUAUUCGAAGAGGGUCCACAAUUUCCGUUUUUCGUAGAAGGAAUCGGCGGAGACUUUGUGCCAGACGUUUUGGAUAAACAUGUUAUUGACAAAGUUAUCAAACCAGAUGAUUACGACGCAUUUAAUAUGUCCAGGGAACUUAUUCAAAAGGAAGGAUUACUUUGCGGGGGGAGUAGUGGAGCGAUAACAUAUGCAGCCAUUCAGGCAGCUAAGGAACGCAAGCUCGGACCUGACCAGAAAGUAGUGGUCAUCCUUCCCGAUGGCAUUCGCAACUACAUGACCAAGUUCGUCAACGAUCAGUGGAUGGAGGCGCAUCUCUUCAAGCCAAUUCCCAAAAGGGACUUCCCAUGGUGGACAAGAUGUAUUUCGAAUCUAAAUAUCAUCCGCACCGUGCCCAUGAUUCGUGACAGCAGCUCAUGUCUGGAGACCCUCACUGCUAUGGACACUAAGCACAACAUAGCAUUCAUCGUCAACGAAGAUGGAUUGCUCAAGGGCGUCAUUUCAAAAGACAGCUUAAGAGCUGCAGCCACGAAUCCUAAAUGUAAGACUCCACUCGAUUUCCAUGACAAGGCAAUCAAACAUGUUUUGAAGAAACACCACAAGAUUAUAGAAAAUAAGGAAAAUGCGACUGUAGGCUUAGCAGCGAGAAUACUAGACAUAGCUCCGUUUGUUGCAGUCGUAGAAGAAUACAAAAAUGGCAACAAUAACAAUCCAGGUCUAGAUCUUCAGAAGGCGUAUGAGAUCGCAAACAAACAACAAAACAAACAACAAGGCUUGGUGCGAACGGGCCACCGACCACACCCAGCGGUGGCUGUCGUGCGCUUCAGCUACUUUUGUGACAGAUUAAAUAAACAAAAUAAAAAGAUGUCUAACCAUGUGGAGGAAAACAGCACAGAAAAUGUGGUCAGGAAGUUUUUUAACCUCAAGGAAAUGCCGCAUAUCGUGAAACCCCUUGACAGAAACCAGAAAACCCAUCCUCACAUUUUAAAUGCUAUUGGAAAUACUCCUCUUGUGAAACUCAGUAAGAUACCUAAAGAAGAAGGCAUAAAAUGUGACAUGUAUGCAAAAUGUGAGUUCUUGAACCCCGGAGGUUCAGUGAAGGACCGCAUUGCUUACCGUAUGGUGCUUGAUGCCGAAGAGAAAGGCAUACUGAAGCCAGGCAAAUCCGUUAUUGUGGAGCCUACAUCUGGUAACACUGGUAUUGGGCUAGCGCUGGCUUCAGCUGUCAGAGGUUACAGAUGCAUAAUAGUAUUACCAGAGAAAAUGUCUGAUGAGAAGGUGAACACAUUAAUAGCACUAGGAGCCGAGAUUAUCAGAACACCCACGGAAGCAGCUUGGAAUGAUCCCACCAGCAACCUGAUGGUAGCCCACAGGCUGUCCAAGGAGAUCCCUGAUGCUGUCCUAUUAGACCAGUACAACAACCCCUGCAACCCGCUGGCUCACUACGACGGCACGGCUGAAGAGAUCCUAUGGUCUUUGGACGAUGACGUGGACAUGGUGGUGAUGGGUGCAGGUACCAGUGGCACUGUCUCCGGAGUCGGCCAUAAGAUCAAGGAACGCUGCCCCAAGUGCAUUGUGGUCGGCGUCGACCCCUACGGAUCCAUACUUGCCCAACCUGAGGAGUUGAAUAAGUCAGACGUACAGGUUUAUGAGGUGGAAGGCAUCGGUUACGACUUCCUACCGGCCUCACUCGACAGAGGUGUGAUAGACAAAUGGAUCAAAUCAGAAGACCACGCCUCCUUGGCAAUGGCCCGAAGACUUAUCAAAGAUGAAGGAUUACUUUGUGGUGGAAGCAGUGGUUCCGCGAUGUGGGGCGCUAUCCAGGCAGCUAAGUCGUUGAAAGAAGGCCAGAAGUGCGUGGUACUGCUACCCGACAACAUUCGCAACUACAUGACCAAGUUCAUAUCCGACCAGUGGAUGGAGGCCAGGAACUUCCAGCCUUUAGUCGUGAAGGAACACCUUCCAUGGUGGAGCAAGCCAGUAACGGAGAAUAUGGUGCAGAGCAUCAAGAGCGUGUCCCAGGACAGCUCGCCCUCGCAAGCGCUCGCCACUCUCAAGGAAAGCGGCGCGCCAGUGUUGAGCGUUGUCAACGAUAAAGGGUCUGUGAUUGGCGUGUUCACGGCGGAUAAUGCACGUAAAAGACUGGUUAACCUGUCGGGCUCGUUAACGGAAAGUCUCGAAAAAUUCACAGUGAAAAAGUUCUACAAGGUAGAUCUCGCUCACAAGCCCACACUAGGAUUGGUAUCCCGGAUGCUCGACAUUGCUCCUCACGUAGUUGUGGUUAAAACUGACGCAUCUACACACAUCGAGAGCCCAGUUGGCGUGUUCACCUCAGAGAAUCUACUGACAAGUAUCUCUACAGAAUCGAAAAUCAUGAACGGAAGCUAAAGCUUGUGUCAAGUUUUAUUUUACAAAUCAGUUAUUGGACUUAGAAUCACUUACAAAAAAAUCAGUGAAUACAUAAAUUAAGUAUAUAAUACAUGGUAUUGAUGUGUAAAUUAUUGUAAAUAUUUUUGGCUUGGAGCUUGGAUGAUCAGCAUAUCAACAUCCAAAUAUACUCUUCAGAAAUCUGCAUUUUGUCCCCCUUGGGCACAUUACCUCCAAUAAAAAGUGAAUGUAAAAGACAAUUUUUAUGAGCUACUCUAAUUAGACAGUAUUAAGUUUAGUAAUAUUCAAAUAAUGAAAACUAGAAGUAUAGAUUACUUCAACUGAAUAAAUAGUCAUACAAACAGGCACUUUUGCUAUCAAUGCAUUUGAUAAAUUUUAAGGCAGAUAUAAGGUGAAAGAAACAUUAUAUAAGAAGUAAUAUUUUCUUAUUCUGGUAAUAAAUAUGUUUAUUGAUUGA